Messenger RNA from Anopheles maculipalpis, 570 nucleotides. RefSeq lists its product as uncharacterized. Lineage: Eukaryota; Metazoa; Arthropoda; Insecta; Diptera; Culicidae. The record is from RefSeq and is a predicted model, not a curated record. The coding region runs from base 1 to 570 and encodes 189 amino acids. The transcript has a single exon.
AUGGACGUCAUCUGUACCAUUUGCUGGGAAUCGCUCGAGACCGGGCGCAUCUUUGCCACAACCUGCGGACACAUCUUCCACGAAAAGUGCAUCGUAAACUGGACGCAACGCAGCCCUUGCUGUCCCGAAUGUCGCCACGUAACGACGUACCCGAUGCGAUUGAUUCAUUUUACCUGGCCGCAACAGAUCGACACACAGGAGAUGCAAUCGCUCGAAUCGCUCGAGCAAGCGGGCGGUUGUGAGGAAACUGCUCUCGUAGCCAAAACUAUGUCAACGGAGGACAUGUUCUCUGGCUGUGGUGAUGCGGAACGCAACACGCAGGAAAUGGAGGAGCCGCAACCGCUCUGCUUGCAGAAAACGAUCGGCACUGGUUCUAGUCAACGAAGCGAAGAGGGUUGCGGUGUGUGCAAUCGGUUUAACUUCCUACUCGAGAAAGCAAUUAAGCUGCGAAAUCUCGUAAGCGAGCACGAAACGGCACCACCGGCAGGAUCUCUUAGUCCAACGGUAUCGGAAGGUUUGAAGGUGCCGGCACUGCCCGGUCCAAAGACCAAACGUAAACGGCAGCUGUAA